Lacerta agilis (Sand lizard) is the source of this 4117-nucleotide messenger RNA. RefSeq names its product potassium voltage-gated channel subfamily H member 7 (gene KCNH7). The transcript is spliced from 17 exons. The record is from RefSeq and is a predicted model, not a curated record. Gene Ontology annotation, molecular function: inward rectifier potassium channel activity. Gene Ontology annotation, cellular component: membrane. The coding region runs from base 79 to 3696 and encodes 1205 amino acids. Lineage: Eukaryota; Metazoa; Chordata; Lepidosauria; Squamata; Lacertidae. Gene Ontology annotation, biological process: potassium ion transmembrane transport; membrane repolarization during action potential.
GCGAGCGAAAACCGCCGCCGCCGAGGAGUCCUCGCCGCCUCGCCUGGGCUGGGGGGAAGGCGACGCGCGAGGGGCACCAUGCCUGUUCGCCGAGGUCAUGUGGCACCACAGAACACUUUCUUGGGGACCAUCAUCCGCAAAUUCGAAGGGCAGAAUAAAAAAUUCAUCAUUGCUAAUGCUAGAGUGCAGAACUGUGCUAUCAUCUACUGCAAUGAUGGGUUCUGUGAGAUGACUGGAUUCUCCAGACCAGACGUCAUGCAGAAACCAUGCACCUGUGACUUUCUUCAUGGACCAGAGACCAAAAGACAUCACAUUGCCCAAAUUGCUCAGGCUUUGCUUGGGUCAGAGGAGAGAAAAGUGGAAGUCACCUAUUAUCAUAAAGAUGGGUCCACCUUCAUUUGCAACACCCACAUCAUCCCAGUGAAAAACCAAGAAGGAGUUGCCAUGAUGUUCAUUAUUAGCUUUGAAUACGUAACGGAUGAGGAGAAUGUAGAGUCUCCAGAGAAACUGAACCAGAUACUCUCAGCCAAAGUUGCAAACCGCAGAAUUUGGGGGUUCAAGAUACCUGGGCUGAGCCUCUUAUCAUACCGCAAGCAGUCCCUACCGCAGGAAGAUCCCGAUGCUGUGAUUGUGGACUCAGCAAAACGCAGCAACGACUCCAUGGCAAUGAAGCACUUCAAGUCCCCGACAAAAGAAAGCUGCAGCCCUUCGGAAGCAGACGACACCAAGGCGCUCAUCCAGCCAAGCACAUGUUCACCUCCAGUGAAUAUAUCAGGACCCCUUGACCAUUCAUCUCCAAAACGGCAGUGGGAUCGACUAUACCCAGAUAUGCUCCAUUCCAGUACAGGACUUACCCAUGCCCGGUCAAAGGAAAGUAUUUGCAAUAUAAGGAGAGCAUCUUCAAUACAGAACAUAGAGGGGUUUAACAUCCAUCCCAAGAAUGUGUUUCGGGACCGGCAUGCGAGUGAAGACAAUGGCCGUAAUGUCAAAGUUUCACGCUCCUGGAUGGCAGGGGGUCCUUUUAACCAUAUCAAGUCAAGUCUAUUAGGAUCUACAUCGGAUUCAAACCUCAACAAAUACAGCACCAUCAACAAGAUCCCCCAGCUCACUCUGAACUUUUCUGAUAUCAAAAAUGAAAAAAAAAGUUCAUCGCCACCAUCUUCAGAGAAAACAAUUAUUGCACCCAAAGUGAAAGACAGAACACACAAUGUAACUGAAAAGGUUACGCAGGUUCUAUCCUUGGGAGCAGAUGUUCUGCCAGAAUAUAAACUCCAAACGCCUCGCAUCAACAAGUUUACUAUAUUGCACUACAGUCCUUUCAAAGCAGUUUGGGACUGGCUGAUUUUACUGCUGGUGAUCUACACGGCCAUUUUCACCCCUUACUCAGCAGCCUUCCUCCUCAACGACAGUGAAGAACAGAAGAGGCGAGUGUGUGGCUAUUCAUGCAACCCACUAAGCAUGGUAGACUUAAUUGUGGAUAUCAUGUUUAUCAUUGACAUUGUCAUCAACUUCCGAACAACAUAUGUGAACCAGAAUGAAGAAGUGGUAAGUGACCCGGCAAGAAUAGCAAUUCACUACUUCAAAGGCUGGUUCCUAAUCGACAUGGUUGCUGCAAUACCUUUUGACCUGCUGAUAUUUGGAUCUGGCUCUGAUGAGACAACAACCCUGAUUGGCCUCCUGAAGACGGCUAGACUUCUGCGUUUGGUGAGGGUUGCGCGGAAACUGGACAGAUACUCUGAAUAUGGUGCUGCUGUUCUGAUGUUACUUAUGUGCAUAUUUGCCCUCAUUGCUCACUGGCUGGCUUGCAUUUGGUAUGCCAUUGGGAACGUCGAAAGGGAUUACCUGGCUCGUAAAAUCGGCUGGUUGGAUUCCCUGGGACAGCAACUGGGAAAGCAUUAUAAUCGGAGCGAUAGCAGCUCUGGACCAUCUAUCAAGGACAAAUACGUCACAGCACUUUAUUUCACCUUCAGCAGCCUGACCAGCGUCGGAUUUGGAAAUGUGUCUCCAAAUACCAACUCAGAGAAAAUCUUUUCCAUCUGCGUCAUGUUGAUUGGCUCAUUAAUGUAUGCAAGCAUUUUUGGAAAUGUAUCCGCAAUAAUCCAAAGACUGUAUUCAGGGACUGCACGGUAUCACAUGCAGAUGUUGCGUGUAAAAGAGUUUAUACGCUUUCAUCAAAUUCCCAACCCACUGAGGCAGCGGCUUGAAGAAUAUUUUCAGCAUGCAUGGACAUACACAAACGGCAUUGACAUGAACAUGGUCCUAAAGGGGUUUCCAGAAUGUUUACAAGCAGAUAUCUGUCUCCACCUCAACCAAAGUUUACUUCAAAACUGCAAAGCUUUCCAGGGAGCCAGUAAAGGCUGUCUCCGGGCUUUGGCUAUGAAGUUUAAGACAACGCACGCACCUCCUGGGGACACCCUUGUCCACUCUGGCGAUAUUCUGACUGCGCUUUACUUCCUGUCGCGAGGCUCCAUCGAAAUCCUCAAGAACGAUAUGGUGGUGGCGAUCCUCGGUAAAAAUGAUAUUUUUGGAGAGAUGGUCCAUCUUUAUGCAAAACCAGGAAAGUCCAAUGCAGAUGUGAGGGCCUUAACCUACUGUGACUUGCACAAGAUCCAACGAGAAGACCUAUUAGAAGUUUUGGAUAUGUACCCUGAAUUUUCCGAUCUCUUCCUCACCAAUCUAGAGCUCACUUUCAAUUUGAGAAAUGAAAACCCCAAAGCUGAACUCGCAAUAAGGCCACAAACAACUAAUGAUUCAGAUGGUGACAACAGCAAACUCCGAAGAAGGAAAUUCUCUUUUGAAAGUGAAAUUGAUAAAGCAGACUAUGACAAAGACAAUGAGGGUUCUGUGGAUAACACCAGACAUUAUCAGGUCACCAAGAAGCAUUUUGGGGAGAAGAGAAGCAGAUCGUCAUCUUUUGUGUCGUCCAUUGAUGAUGAGCAGAAACCUUUGUUCUCUGGGAUCAUAGGCUACCCAUCUGUCCUGGGAAAGACUGCAGUGCUGGGUUUUGAGGAGAUGAUGCAUGCAACAGAAAGAAUUCAAACUAACAAAAGGAGUCAUUCUUGUAAAGAUAUCACCGACAGAAGAAUCUGGGAGGAGGAUCACAGCAGGAGCCACCUGGAAUCAUCCAGCCAGUCUGCAUUGCCCCAUGUCACGUGGGGCAUCUCCGAAACAGAAAGUGAGAUCAACUAUGGAGAAGUGGAGCAGAGGCUAGAUUUACUUCAAGACCAACUCAGCAGGCUUGAAUCCCAAAUGACUUCUGACAUUCAAACCAUCCUACAGCUGCUGCAGAGACAAUCGGCACUUGUUCCACCUGCCUAUAGCAUGGUGGCCACUGGGGCAGAUUAUCAGAGGCCAGCUGUCCGAAUAGUGCAAAGUCUUCACCCCAUAGCAUCUAUUAAAACAGACAGAAGCUUCAGCCCUUCACAGUGUCCUGAAUUUCUAGACCUUGAAAAAUCAAAACUGAAAUCCAAAGAAUCUCUCUCGAGUGGAGUGCAUCUUAACACAGCCUCAGAAGACAACCUGGCAUCGUUUCUGGAACAGGAGCAUGCCCAGUCUUUAGAGCUGCCCCAACAACAUCAUCGUAAGGCUUACCUCCACCAAAUCAGACACCCAUCCUUGCCAGAUUCUUCCCUAAGCACUGUAGGAAUCUUGGGUCUCCAUAGGCAUGUUUCUGAUCCUGGUCUUCCUGGGAAAUAACCCUUUUAUACUCUUACAUCAUCUAAAAUGUAAGUGCUUUUAAUGGCUGGGUUUUUCCCCUUUUUUAUUUUGUAUUUAAAUCCUCUAUACUUGACUCAGGGGCUGCAAGGAUAUACCAUUAUAUGCAAAAGUACUGUAUAUUUUCCUAACUUUGUAGCUUAUAAGGUAAGGUUAACCAGUAACAAUGUAAAUAUAUAAAUAUAUACAUACAUAUAUAUAUGUAUAAACAAAAAAAACAAACUGUAUGUUCCAAAUAUAAAGCUGCCAGCAUUCUCAAGGCACCUUAUAUUUUUUAAUUUUUUAAAAAGCACCUGCAUGUUUGGAAAUGAUAAUGGAUCUGUUGCAUGGAGACUACUAUUUACUGUUUUCAAUGAAACCCUAUUUUACUGCGGAUAUGCCUUCAAAAAAACAACAACACCCA